AUGGGUGUCCAGUACCAUGGCGCAACGCAAUCGGAUGCUCGGUUCAGCGUGUCCAAGAGAGAGCCCGAUUUGGUGCUGCGCCCUACGAAAGAAGGAAUGGAUUUUACACUGCGUGUUCUUUCGGCCAAUCGCAUGUCCAAAGUGGUGGAGGUCGUCUGCGAUUUUGGGGCGGAUGGCAGCAAGAAGAUCUCGCAGGGAGAAGUGAGAACUCUGUUUGAAGCCCUCGGAGGAACGGCCGAAGAAGACGAGGACAUGGAAGAUGUGGACAUGGUGACGGACGAAUACCAACCUUCCAACAAUAAGCAAACUUACAAGGGCAUGCCACUCAUGGAAUCUCUUUCCAUUGUCUGUCAGAAUGCCACCGAAGACACUCCCUCCUUUGUAUCUGGGUUGACCUAUUUCGUGGCGUCCAGCCUGUCGUUGGCACGCUUUACGAGACUGAGUUUGGAAGGCGUCAAUCUACGGGGGACCGUCUUGGAAUUGCGAGGAUUGGCGGAAACCUUUCGGAUGCAUCCUCGUAUGCACUAUGUGCAACUGCAAGCGUGUUGGUUCACUCCCGAACAACAAGCCGAUAUGAGUGUCCUAGAACAAGUCUUUCAAGAACAAAAACGACGCUCGUCGUCGGCUCGAUUCAGUAUUACGUCGUCGCAGCGGCAUUUGACCGAUAAUGAUACUCCUUUGUCAACGGGCGGCGGGCUACGACAGCGCAAGGAAUCGGCUACUACCAACGGCAAUAACAAAUAUUCCAAGGACAAUGCUAUCGAUGACGAUGAUGAUGAUGGCCGUGUGAAAUCGUCGUGGUUGAAAAGGCUGUUCCAGAAAUGUUUCUGCUGCUAG
Messenger RNA from Seminavis robusta, 837 nucleotides. The record is from the annotation of a GenBank genome assembly. Lineage: Eukaryota; Bacillariophyta; Bacillariophyceae; Naviculales; Naviculaceae.